UUCUUCAUCGUCAAUAUCCACGAUGGGAAAGUAUUUUGAAGGAAAGGCUCUUGAGGACGAUCUAUGCCCAGGCAGCCUUGAGGAGAAGAUUUCAGUGUUUUAUGCGGGAAAUUCAGAGGAGUUUGAUCGUUCUUUAGAGGGUAAUAAUGAGUCUGAUCACGAAGGUGACGAUGAUUCUGAUAGUAGUGACUCAUACGAUUCCACAGAGAGGAUCGAAUACUGGGAAUUGCAGGGGACCAUUCUUCAGGAAGUGCUGGACCACAACUGCUUGACGGGAUCAAAUUUACAGCGAGAAGUUAAGCGAGCCUUGGAGACGGUGAGAGCGACAUGCUUGUGCCAGUGUUCCAAGCAAAGAUACGGUGAAUGCGGUAGCUGUUUACGCCGAGCAGUUGUUAAUCAGCUUUGCAAUAAAGGAUUCAAUGCAGGCUUAUGCACAUCUAAAUGGAAAUCCACAUUAAAAACCCAAGGAGGAAUGCAUGAAUACAUAGAUGUUAUUGUAAAGAGCGCAGGAAGAAAGAAAGAAACCCGGCUCAUAAUUGAACUGGAUUUUCGGGAUGAAUUUGAGAUGGGGAAAGCAUGCAACGAAUACAAGAAGUUGAUAAACCAACUGCCGGAAUCUUUCAUCGGAAAACACGAGCACAUGAAUGCGAUCAUACGCAUCGUAUGCGAUGCAGCAAAGACGUCGAUGAAGGAGAAGAAAUUCUACAUGGGUCCAUGGCGGAAAAAGAGCUUCAUGGAGAUGAAAUGGCUUGGUCCUUACCAAAGAUGGUAUUUCGAUCAAUCUUCGGUCGUUCAACCGGUUUCUUCACGGCAACUGCGAUUGCCAACAUCCUCCAGGUUCUGCUUUCAGCAGUUCUCAGCACCAACAGCACUAGAGGUCACCUGAAUAUCAGCAGCAGAUCGAUGUUUGAUCAAUUUUCCUAUGAUUUUUCAUCGAGCCACGCAGCAACUCUGCAAAAGCACUGUAUCUCCAUCAUAGGAGUUGAGAUUUUCUGCCAACAAAACAUCUUCCAACUCUCUAUCAACUUAAUCUGAUACUACACAUCUCAUAUGACGAGACUCUCAUAGGCCCACUAUGAAUUGUGGGGUGUGAGAUUAUAUUGGUAGAGGGUUGGAACAUGUUUUGUUGGAAAGGUGAUCCGGACUCCCAUAUAUAUAUAAUAGUAUUCAUGGAAGCCGUUGAGGUUGAGAUAUGUAUUACUAUUUUUUUUAACUACAAAUGUAGCUGCUUAUGGGCUGAUGAAUUUAA
This is a messenger RNA of Nelumbo nucifera (sacred lotus), 1249 nucleotides long. RefSeq lists its product as uncharacterized. Lineage: Eukaryota; Viridiplantae; Streptophyta; Magnoliopsida; Proteales; Nelumbonaceae. The record is from RefSeq and is a predicted model, not a curated record.